Molecule: messenger RNA, 5265 nt
Organism: Synchiropus splendidus (mandarinfish)
Lineage: Eukaryota; Metazoa; Chordata; Actinopteri; Syngnathiformes; Callionymidae
Exons: 6
Coding region: 303-1637 (444 amino acids)
Source: RefSeq, a predicted model, not a curated record
UUCAUCCUAGUAGUUUGGGGGCUGGAGAGGCGUGACAUCAUAGGCAGCCCCGACCCUCCUCGGCCGGAGUCAUACGUCGUCUUGACAUAUUGUGAAGGAAAAAUCCUGUCGGCAACAACCUCGACCUCGCGGCUGAACGAGGCGGGUCCAUCCGUCCACACAGCGAGGGAGGCUGGCGAGUCGGGGGGCGACCGUCCAGGGGAAUGGCGGCUCCGCAGCCCACCGCGUCUUCAGUGUGGGACAGCAGUGAUGGGGGAUCAGAGUAACCAUGUCUCACUUCUGAUCUCAAACUGAUAUUUGCCAUGGAUCCGGACAAAACCUUGACGUUCUGCCUCGGGCUGAAGGCUGAGGAGAUGACCAUGUCUCUGAUCGAACUGGGUCGGAGCAAAGCUGUCACUAUGGCGACUCCUACAAAGGACGCUGGCAUUCGUGCAGUUAAUGAGCAGGUGGUGGCCAGUUCCAAAUACUGCCCUGGUGUAGACAACGACCCUGGUUACCUCUGUGAGACGGGACACUGCUGCGGGGAGAGUGGCUGCUGCACCUACUACUACGAGCUCUGGUGGUUCUGGCUGCUGUGGACGGUGCUGAUCCUGUUCAUUUGUCUCUGUGCUUUCCGUCAUCGCCGGGCCAAACUGAGGAUUCAGCAGCAGCAAAGACAAAGAGAAAUCAAUCUGAUUGCGUAUAAUGGCGCCAGCAACUACCCGCCCUCCAUGUUGGACCUCAGUUUCCUAUCUUCCCUCAAGUUGCCCUCAUAUGAAGAGGUGGCGGCUCAGCCAGAGACACCACCUCCUCCCUACAGCUCUGUUUUUGCUCUGCGGGGGGGAGCCGUUCCUGACCCCUGCUGCUCUCACCCACAUCACCACUGCCCUCCCUACCUGGCGCCCAGUACCCUGGCCUCCUCCCAGAGCUCUGACAACUUCACCAGCUGCUCCUGCGACUCCUGCUCCCUCAGCUCCCCCUGCAGCACCUCCUUCUCUGUUCAGGUCACAGACGAGACGUGCAACAGCAGCCAUGUGUCCUCACCCAGCCCAACAGGGGGCGACAGCGCUGUCUUCCCAUCGUUGGCCGUUUGCUUCACCUCUGGACGCCCAUCCCAGCCCCAAGUCCUCUGUGAUGUUCGAUCGGCGUCAGAGUUCAUACCAAAAACCUCUUACAGCGGCAGCAGAGAGGUUUCAACCACAACGCCUCCUCUCACGCUCCCGCUGCCGCCUCUCAAUACCUCUCAUCAUCGCCUGCCUCUUUCACCGCACGUUCUGCUCUCGGCCCUUCCCGGUACGCAAGUCCAAACCCCGGCUUUCCCAGAUCCACUCGGCGCUUUAGCACGGAAACAAAAAGAAGGCACUCCAUCUCCUCCUAACCAAGCGAGCUACUCCUCCAACAUGUCAGUCGUACUGCUCGGCAGGAACGAGUACGACGAAGAGGACGAGGAAGAGGACCACUUUCGACAUCGAUGUCUGACCGGGGAUUCGGGUAUCGAGGUCUGCCGCUGUCACGUGAAGAGAGAUGCGGAAAAAGAGGCCGAGAAGGAAAACAGUCGAGCUGCAGCUGCUGCUUUGUCACCCGGACAACACGGCUUCAUCCCUUCAACCUCCAGCUUCAGCAAGAGGAGCAGCGAAGCCUUCGUCGCCGUGGAGUGAACGGCUACUGCAGAACAAGGGUCUUUGCUGAGCAGCAUUUGUAGAUCAAGACUAGUAGGUGGGAAUUCACUGAAGUAAAGUCUUGGAGGGAUCUGGACUGAAUGCUGUGGAGGAACUGAAAUUGGAUGAAUAUUGCUCCUAAAAUCUAAAUAAAGACAGCCUCUUGUUUUCUGAGAUUAAACCCAGAUUACCGCCAUCAUCCUAGCUCUGCGCUCAACUCCUCCUCUCUGCUCAAACGUAUUGGGGAUGACGACUACUAUUUGGAGUUCAACGUAACGCACUUUACGAUGCAGCUGUCUCUCUGUGUUCCGGCCUGGUGUGUAGCAGCUUCUUCUGUACGAAAGUAUCUUAAGAACACAUUUAUUCUGCAGCCUGUUUUAGGGAAAAAAAAGGUUUAUUUAUUUAUUGCUGAAUAUUUGUGUGACCUGCCUUCAGUCAAAAGUUUCAACUCUCAUGAAACAUUCACAGCUCCGUGAUGAAUCAUUUUUAUCUUUUGCCUGCCGGCAUUUUUAAGCGUCUUGUUUCUUCCUUAAAGAAGGGUUGCAGUUGGUGACUAAAAUCACCUCUUGGUCGUACCUUUUCAUUGAAGACUGUUAUAUGACACACUUUAUUGAAAACUGAAUGACAGUUUCAUUUCAGUUGCUCAGUUCGACUUAGCCAUGGAUGUACUGUUAACCGUUAGAAUGUUAUGAAUGUAUAUUGAGUGUAAAUAGAUGAAGAAGUGCCCCGGAAACUACGGCCCUUGGAUGUCGGGUGGUUAGCAUUGUAGUGGUUUUGGCUAUUAAGAAAUCAGGGGGCUGCUGUUGUUCUUGCUGUGACGCGGGAGGUCGUCGCAGCGAGUCACCAGAGCGAGUCUUUGGGUGAAUCUUUACCUUUCGGUAGUCUUUACCAAACAGCCGCAUGAAGCAAGUGUCAUGAGAAUUCACUCAUCCAUCUGUUUCUGAAUGGAUUAAUCACGUGCCUGUUGUUCGUCCAAGUGAUCUUUUUCUCAUCGAAUUUAUCACGUGCCUGGUGUUCGUUGAAGUGAUAAAUCUUUCGUAGACAUUUAUACCAAUAUCUUGGCUUAAGAUGGAGCUUUUAUAUUUGAUUGUAGAUCUUUUGUAGUAGAACAAUUCAUAUCAUAAAUGUGUUCCUGGAGUGCGAUGGGUAAAAUGCUCAGGUGGUGACUGUGGCUGAGUUGAAUUUGGAUGUCGACGCAGUCAACGGUCUUUCUGUCAGUCUAUAAGAGGCAUGGCAAACAUUUGCUGGGUUUGGGACGUAACGGACCACAGCUCCAAGUCUGAACUAAUUCUUGUCUUUUUGCGGAAGUGGGACGGUGUGUUGUUAAGCCGUGUCAGUGACCCCACAUUAACAAAAAUAGCCCACUUUAUGUUUAAGCAGUUUCAGAAGCCAUGUCUGACCAGGUCGACACAUCUAUGGAGGGCCUUUCCAGUGUUCUGUUGUGUUGAUCCGGCCCACAGGUUUGGAACAUAAACCUGGAGUGACCUCUGACCUCCACUGCUUAGACCAUUUGUACAUACCUCAACCAAGUCCUAAACUCAGGCCAUGGAAAUUCCCACAAAUGCUUGGCCUCUGGUAGGUUUGGUUCAUUCACCUUUGCUCGGGUCCUGCUCACUGAGGUUUUUAACGGUACUUCAUCCCACUUCUGACACCACAUUCACUUAGCAGUUUUCUGGGAACCAACUUGCUCACAACACUAGAGCGCCUUCUUAUGGGUGUUGUGGUUCGUCUUUACAGUCUCUCUGGUGCUUGGUCGUCCCAUGUACUCAACAGCAAAGUCCAAACAUAUAGGCCCAUAUUUGUUUUUUUUCUGACUCAUGAGGGGAAAACUUCAUAUGGACUUAGAGGCAGGGCAGUCUGAAUGUGAGCUGGUUCACAACCUCCACGUUCAUAUCUCCGCAAGCAACACAUCUGUCCUCGCAAAGCAUCCUCUGGUCUAAACUGAGGUUCAACCUUCUAACAAGCACUUCUUGUUCUUAAGGUCUGUGGUGCCUCGACGAAAACAAAAAAGAAGUUAGACUGUUGAUCGCUGCUAUGUGUGUGUGUUUCGUGCUCUCUGUUUUUAUUGAUCUAGCAUUUCUCAAGUAAAACAUGCAAAAAGUGUAUUUAGCAAUAGUAUUCACACUUUUCUUUCCUUCUGCAGUUGGUAGGAAAUCAAACUGUUGUGAAUAAAUCUUUUACCUCGGCUGGCUGAAGAGCUGUGCUGGGCAGUCGCCCGUGAUUGUAUGAGGCAGCUUUUGAAACGCCUGUAGGUUGAAACUUUUGUGGUUUUAUCUUACGUAGGUUCUUUUAUAUUUAUUUGACUCAGAGAUCAUGACUACUAUUAGAAUAACUGGAAAUAUUAUUAUAGUAUUGUAAAUAAAAGCGAUCUUUAAUCUAUUUAAAAAGUACUACAUUUCUCUCCUGCACAAUAUUUAAAACUGGUGCCAAAAGAAAAAGACAAGAAAUAACUUAUGUCCGGCAAAACAACAACAACAAGGCAUUCAACUCAACUCUAAUAGGAAAAGUAUUACCAAAGGUUCCAUCAGUAUUUAGUCCCAUAAAUAUGCUGAUCUGACAAAAAAGCAUCGACUGUUGGAGUGGACUGGGAAAGUGGAGUGGAGUUUAUUAAAGCACCAUUUGUAUUUGGCAUUACGGAAUUAAAUUGCGGGCAAUAUGUUUUGAUAUAGUGAGUUUAACCUGUUGGCAUCAGUAGCAUUGCCAGCUAAAGCGUCAAAUGCAGAGAGCUGGCUGCUUCCACUUUACUUUAUCCAAAGUAGGUUUUAUUUUGGACAAACCAAAGCCAUUAUUUUGAACUUUAAAAGUGAUCAUCAAAAGCACAGAAUCAGAGUUAAACACUAAAUGGAUGCUGGUAUAAUCAUCCUGGAUUAUAUUUAUUGACCUUCAUUUCAGCGGCGCUGAGCUCUUAUCACCCGAAGUGGGUUCUACUUUCAUAUUGGGUUAGCAGUUUUGUCAGUGGUAGGUGCUUCAUUUGUCUCAUAGAUGAAGUGUUUGAUAUUUCGUGGAGAAAGCCCAAACUCAAUGCCAAUCUAGGCCAAGGACUGAUAUAAGACUGUUAUCAAUUUUGACAGCAAAAAUGUUUGAUUCACAAUGAACUAUAUUUGUACUAACUUUGACAGUUGUAUGACAGGUACAAAAGAAGACCAUACGAAGAUUCAGGAUCAUUCAUGACUGUUCGUCUCCAGAGAAAAUAUGUUUUUAUUUUGUCCCCUCUGAGACACUAGGGUUUACUAACUGUACAUAAAUGUAAAGAUGUGGCUUACAUUAGAAGUAACUGUGACGGCGUUUGGAGAGUUCAACAGUGUGACGUGCUGUUACUGCAGUGUUAAAAUGAAUGUCGCUUAUUUUGAGUCUAAAUGUUAUUAUUGUCGUUGUGUGUUUUCAUAUGAAUAUUCAUAUAUCUAUAUCACCAUAACAGUUCGGUUCAUUUUAAACCAUAGUGGUGUUUGAAUAGAACUACUUGAUAGAAAAUCUAGUUCUGUACAUCUGUGUUGUCGCCUUUUUAGUUCUCAAGAUUGUGUGACUACUUCCACAACUUACAACCAGAUGUUGUUUUAAUGUGUUGGAUACUCACAUCUGUGCUACUUUGAUCAAAUUAAACUGUGUAUUUUGUGUCAGAAUAAAUUAC